AUGGAUACCAUCAAGAACGCAGCAAACUACGUCUCCGAGUCCAUCCAGGGUACCGGGGCGACCGCCUCCAAGGAAGCCAAUAAGAACGUCGCCAAAGACAGUGACGCCAAGGUCACCACUCGCGCCCAGGCCGCUGGUGAUGCUAUCUCCGACAAGUUCGAUGAGCAGACUCACGACCGCAAGGCCGAUGUCUACAAGGAGGCUGCUAAGCACUAG
Molecule: messenger RNA, 216 nt
Organism: Capronia coronata CBS 617.96
Lineage: Eukaryota; Fungi; Ascomycota; Eurotiomycetes; Chaetothyriales; Herpotrichiellaceae
Product: glucose-repressible protein
Exons: 2
Coding region: 1-216 (71 amino acids)
Source: RefSeq, a predicted model, not a curated record